Messenger RNA from Cimex lectularius (bed bug), 1411 nucleotides. Its product is annotated as beta-1,4-glucuronyltransferase 1-like. The transcript is spliced from 6 exons. Lineage: Eukaryota; Metazoa; Arthropoda; Insecta; Hemiptera; Cimicidae. Gene Ontology annotation, molecular function: glucuronosyltransferase activity. The record is from RefSeq and is a predicted model, not a curated record. The coding region runs from base 35 to 1294 and encodes 419 amino acids.
ACGAUGUAAACAAACAUGUAGAUCUCAAUGUAAAAUGUUCAUUGGGUCAUGGACUAAAAUAAUUCUACUGUUGACUGCCGUGGUCGCGGUGCUGCAAGUGAUCCAUUUGAUCCUACUCAACCACUUGGACUCGAUAAGACUGCAAAAGAGUAAAGUUUUGAACGCUGAAAAAGACAGCGUUGUCAUUUCCCCUGAAAAUGAGAUAAAGACCCUGUUUUCAUUGCUGGAUGACACACUGAGAAACAAACAUUUUUUAGACUCGACAGGUGUGUACAGAAUUGCAACUGUUCUCCAGGAGUCCAGGCACAGCGUAUUUUCCACACCAAUCCCAGAUAUUACAUUGGUCACUCAGUGUUCCUUUGAUCAUAUUUUUAAACUAGUCUCCCUUGCAAAAAGAUGGCAGGGUCCCAUAUCAGUGGCUUUGUACAUGGAAGAGGACAUUAUUCCAAAAGCACUUUUGAAAGUCUCCCAACUGAUAGCCUGCUCGCAGGUUUUCAAAGAGAAUGUCACAUUCUCGCUCGUCUCGCCCGUACCGGCGAAAAACAAUCCACCACUGUUGAUGCCAGAAUUUGACACUGAUGACAGCUGUGAUACACGGGUCGAGGAAGAAAACCAGAAUUAUUCCUCCACAAACAAAUUUCCAAACAAUUUGUUGAGAAAUGUCGCCAGGAGGGCUACCACAACUGAGUUUGUGGUUGUUAUUGAUGUUGACAUGAUGCCAAAUGAAAAUCUUAGAUCGGAUUUUUUAUUGUUUGCAACUCAAAGAGGACUGUUCAAAAAAACUCAUCAGUAUGACAAAACAGUCUUUGUUAUUCCUGUCUUUGAGGCUAAAGAUAAUGUGGAGCCUCCUUUGAACAAAGCUCAGCUGCUCAAUCUUGUUGAAACAGGCGAGAUAAGACCGUUUUAUACUGAAUUAUGCUCCAAAUGUCAAGCGCCAACAAAUUACGAUGCUUGGCUUAAUGAACCUCCUGGUGCAGAAAUGGCUGCACUGUUUGAUGUUAUUUGGAAAGACCCCUGGGAGCCUUUCUAUAUCUCGAGCAACAACGUCCCACUGUAUGAUGAGCGGUUCAAACAGUACGGUUUCAACAGGAUAAGCCAGGUGUGCGAGCUCCAUGUUGCAGGCUACACGUUUUCGGUUUUGAACAAUGGUUUUCUGAUUCAUUUAGGCUUUAAAACAAGCAAUUCUUUCCAUGAGGAAAAGGAAGUAGAUCAAGAUAGUAACCGCAUGUUGUUUAGGCAAUUCAAGGCUGAACUAAGAUUCAAAUAUAUCGAUUCAUCUAGAAAAUGUUACUAACUUCAUAAAAUAAAACUCUUUGUGUUGAGUGAAGAAGCAGAAAGAAAUCAAUCAUUAAAAACAUAAAAUAAUUAAAGCACACAGAUUUUAAAAAUAAAAUCUAAUGACUGUUUUACU